Messenger RNA from Stylonychia lemnae, 873 nucleotides. The record is from the annotation of a GenBank genome assembly. NCBI's taxonomy places the organism in Eukaryota, Ciliophora, Spirotrichea, Sporadotrichida, Oxytrichidae.
AUGAUGCUGCAAAACCAAAUGAUGAUGAGGCAAUUUUCAACUCUUGAGGUGCAGUAAUAAAAGCCACAAAUUAAAAUUGUUAAGAAUACAGUUACCGAUGAUCUAGCUUUACUUGAACAAGCGCUUCCAAAGACACCAGCUCCUUAAUGUUUCUUCCCAUCUACUAUUGUAAAGAAGAUAGGACGCACUUAAGAUGCUAGUAAAUGGGGGCUUAGAUAUAGCUCUUUAAAAUUGAAUGCUUGUGCUAAGUCUGUCAGAAAGCAAAGUUUAUUAGAUGCAAAGACUAUUGUCUAAUUUUCUAAUAAAAAAGGAGCUUAAAUAGUUUUGUCAGUUCUUGAAGCGGCUAGAGCUAAUGCACUUAAAAAGGGAUUAGCUGAGGAGAGAUUGUACGUGAAAGAAUGUAUCGUAGGGAAAGCCCUAGGCAUGAAAAAGCUUGAUAUCAGAGGCAGAGGAAAAAUGGGAAUGAUUCAUCUUCCUAAAAGCUCAAUAAGAAUUACACUUGAAGAAAGACCUCUAGAGGAAUUUUACAAGGAUCUCUUAAAAGGAAAUGCUUCUCCAUACAUUGCUCAUGUAUUUAGAAAGAAUCUUUAUCAAAGCAACGCUAACUUUGAGGAAGUUAGAAAACUCUCUCACAUCACUACAAGUAAAGGCAGAUACUACAGAAGAGUUUAAUUCAAAAGACUAUAGAGGCUUAUUUAAAAAGAAUACGCAAAGAAAGGUGCUAAAAUUAGUAUACAAAAGAUCGAGAGGAAUCUAUUAGAGAAGUCACUAAACGAUUUCUUAGAACAUAAGGCUCAAACAGAAGAUCAAAGAAUGUUGGUUUCUCAGAAUGCAAGACAAGCCUUGUUCGAGAAAAAUUACAAAAAGAAGUGA